GUCAUCGUUUCGAUCUGCCCAAAAAAAAUGGGGAAGAAAACGAAGAGGAAGCACAGAGACGACCCUCCGUCGUCCGCUUCGACAUCCGAGGAGGAUGACACCGACUGUUCAUCGGACACCUCGUCGGAGAAGCGACGGAACCGGCGGAGGAGCGAUAGUAGCUCGAGGCGGUCGGAGAAGGAGAAGAGGAAGAGGAGGAAGGAGCGGAAGGAAAGAGAGAGAGAUAGAAGGAGAAGGAAAUCGACGACGAAGAAGAAGAAGAGGGGUUAUGAUUAUGAUUCAGAGUCCGAUUCCGAUUCAGGUAGCGAGGAGACUGUGAGGCGACGAGUCAAGCCGGAAGCUGUAGCAAAGGAGAUGCUCAAGGAGUUCCCUGGCGUCGGAGGCGACUUGAAGCAGCUGCUACAAAUGAUUGAUGGUGGACAAGCUGUUGAUAUCAAAGGCAUAUCAGAGAAGUUGCUGGCCAAGCAUUUGAAGAAGCUUUUUAUUUCCUUGAAGCUAAAGGAGAAUGGGGAUCGGGUGUUCCUGCUCCCUUCGAAUCAUCCACCCACUUUGGAGAUACUGGGGUCUUUGAUUGAGGAUCACAUGGAACCUAAAGGGCAGCAACCUGAUGAUGCUGCUACUGAAAAUGGUGUGCAUCCGUUAGGGACGGAUGAAGAGUCCAGACGAGCAUUGGAUCACAAUGAUUCACCGAAGCCAUCGACUUCAGCAGAUAUUGCUGGUCCCAGAAGAAGGGUGAUUGGGCCUGAAAUGCCAUCAUCUGAGUUACUUGCAGCAGCUGCAAAAUUAACUGAAGCACAAGAGGAGCUUAGGUCUGUAGAGAUGGAUGAAGAUGAUGAAUUUUUUAUUGGACCUCCCCCACCGGCUGUUGUUGCUGAAGUUGCAGCUGCAAAUGAGGCAGAACGUUAUGAAGAGGUUACAAGAAUUAUGGACAGCAGUGAUGAUUCUCCAUAUGAUGUUGUUGGGGUGAACCAUAAAAUGUCUGCUGAUAAUAUAAAGAAGAGGUACUGGAAACUGUCUCUUCUGGUGCAUCCAGACAAGUGUUCUCAUCCUCAAGCCCAACAAGCUUUUGUCAAAUUGAAUAAAGCUUUUAAGGAUUUGCAAGAUACUGACAAGCGAAAAGUGUUGGACGAGAAAAUUAAGCAGAAGGAGGAGCUGGAAGCAUUUAAGAUUGAGUUGAAAGCUAUGCGUGAAGCAGCUCACUGGAGAAAAUUGCAAGGUAUAAUGUUGGAGGGUGAUGAAGAGCUUCUGGCAGAGCUUGAGGUUAAAGAAGCUCCAAAAAGAGAUGAAUGGAUGACAACGCUACCACCAGAAAGGAAAGCUGGUGGGGUGCCCAAUCAUUCGACCAAAACAUUCAGCAUGAAGGGCGGUAAAGAAGGUCGCGGUGAUACUAGCGCAUGGACAGAUACUCCUUCAGACAGAGCCCAAAGGGCUAAAAUGAACUACCUGGAAGCCUACGAUGCAGCCGCAGCACUGGCUGCGAACGAAGACGACAAGAAACGAUCCAAUGAAGAUGCUGAUCUGGUAGACAAAUAUAACAAGGCCAAGCGCUCAAAAUCCUUGGUGCAGAAGCAUCAAGAGGAAUUGGUCGAUCGCACUAAGAAGUCGUCAUCGAAGCAGAAGCAGAAGGGAAAGGAAACCGAGAAAGAAGAGUGGUCAGGCCAGCAUCCGUGGAAGCCCUGGGAUCGCGAGAAGGACCUUUCGGCUGGAAGACUGAAUGUGAAGCUCGAUGCAGAAAACAUGGCGCAAGGUUUGACUUCCCGGUUCUCAUCAGCCAACUUCCAGAGGAACUUUCUUUAGCUAUCGACUCUCAGAUCUCUGUUUGGUUUCUCUGGUAUACAAAGCUUAACUUGGCGCCGUUGGACUUUGUUGGAUGACUGAUUUAGAAGUGUUAUCUUGUUUGGUUUUACUCAGCAGCCAUAAUUUUUUCAGCCACUACCAUGCCUUUCGCAGUCAGAUGUCCGUCAUUCUGUAUAUAUAUUACAACUAAUUAUCAUGCGAAUAAGGAAUUGAUCUAGUGGUAUCGCCACUAGUUUUCAAAGU
Messenger RNA from Linum trigynum, 2040 nucleotides. NCBI's taxonomy places the organism in Eukaryota, Viridiplantae, Streptophyta, Magnoliopsida, Malpighiales, Linaceae. The record is from the annotation of a GenBank genome assembly.